Molecule: messenger RNA, 453 nt
Organism: Alternaria burnsii
Lineage: Eukaryota; Fungi; Ascomycota; Dothideomycetes; Pleosporales; Pleosporaceae
Exons: 3
Coding region: 1-453 (150 amino acids)
Source: RefSeq, a predicted model, not a curated record
AUGUAUCUCCUUAGUCUUCGUCUCACUGCUCUCUUAACAAUCGGAGUCUCUGCGUCUCCUGCCCUGGACAAACGCGCGAUAUCCUGCCUCAAGGUCGGCGCUACAGCAACAGCAUCAUGGACCAACGCAGCCGGCCAGUCAUGUCGCUGGACCGGCGUUGUAGGCAGCAACUUUGGCGCGAACAGCGUGAACGGUGGAGAGUACAGCUGUAAUGGCCGCUGUGGAGCAGGCUGCUCAGGAACCGCAAUAGGCAAUGCGUAUACACAGGAUUGCUUCUCGCACGAUGUGUGUUCGUGGUUCAACAACGCUAGUGGUGGUGCGAGCGAUCCCAAUUGUGGUGCUGCGUACAAUGCUGCGGUUGACGAUACAAUUGGCGGCGCGGUGACAGGCUGUGGGCAAACAAAUCCUUCGAAUGCUGCUGUCAAGCCAAGUACAAACCCGACGUGCUCGUAG